Molecule: messenger RNA, 2292 nt
Organism: Gordionus sp. m RMFG-2023
Lineage: Eukaryota; Metazoa; Nematomorpha; Gordioida; Chordodea; Parachordodidae
Exons: 12
Coding region: 39-2042 (667 amino acids)
Cellular component (GO): nucleus
Molecular function (GO): mRNA binding
Source: RefSeq, a predicted model, not a curated record
UUAAAAUUUAAUAUUUUGUUAUUAUCAGCUGUCAUAAAAUGGCGAUGUUGAAUACUCUUUCCGAAACGGUAUCUGAUGAGCAGGAGAUUAAAACAUUAUAUAUUGGAAAUUUGCCCUUGGAGGCCAAUGAAACAUUAUUAGUAGAUUUAUUUCAAAAUUUAGGAGCUGUUGUUAGUUGUAAAAUUAUAAGAGAUGGAUUAUCUGAUCCAUAUUGUUUCAUUGAAUAUGCUGAUCAAAAUUCAGCAAUGAAUGCUCGCACUGCUAUGGAUGGUCGUAAUUUAUUAGGAAAGAACCUCAAAGUUAAUUGGGCAUCCUCAUCUGGUGUAGUAACUAAUAAAGUUGACACAAGCAGUAUAAUAAAUCUUAAUAUAUAUCAAUCUAUAAUUUUUAUAGAACAUUUUCAUGUAUUUGUUGGGGAUUUAAGUCCUGAUAUAUCCACCCAAAGAUUAAGGGAUUCUUUUAAACAGUUUGGAAAUAUCUCGGAUUGCCGUGUAGUUAAAGAUUUACAAACCCUUAAAUCAAAGGGUUAUGGAUUUGUUUCAUAUAUUAAUAAACAGGAUGCUGAGAAUGCAAUGACAAGUAUGAAUGGCCAAUGGUUAGGAAACAGAGUUAUAAGGACAAACUGGGCUACAAGAAAACCCUUUCCAUUGCAAAUAAAUAACAAAAAUUCAAAUAUAUAUUAUUCUAAUAGUCAAAAUGACGAAUCAAAUUAUAAAUCCAAUAUAAAUCAAAAUAAUUUACAUGGAUAUCAGAGCAGUAACCUUAAUAAAAAAUCAUUAUCUUAUAAUGAUGUAUUUGCUCGUACAACUCCAUCCAACACUACAGUUUAUUGUGGCGGUAUUCAAAGUGGUUUAACAGAACAAAUGAUAAGGGAAAACUUUCACAAGUUUGGAGAUAUUAUUGAUGUCAGAAUUUUCAAAGAAAAGGGAUAUGCAUUUAUAAAGUUUUUAAAGAAAGAAUCAGCUUGUAAUGCCAUAGUAAGUGUCAAUAACACUCAAAUAUCAGGAUUUGGUGUUAAAUGCUCCUGGGGUAAAGAAAAUAUUGAUUCAAAUCAUUUAAUAAAUAAUGAAGAUGGUCUCAACAACAACAACUAUUAUUAUAAUAACCCUGUUGAAAAUGUGGACAUGAUAAAUUUAAAUCCUACAGCAAAAAUGGGCCUCUUAUCACCAUUUAUAUUAGCUUCUCCUCCUUCCAUGCCCCUACCUGGUGGAACAAAUUAUCAAUAUCAGCAACCUAAUUUGAUUUUAGGGCUAGUAGGAUCCACUAAUCAAAAUCAAAAUAUACAGCAAAAUUAUCAAAAUUAUGCAUUCAAUAAUGGCAAUAAUUUUAACAACAUGAACAAUAGUAAAUUUGAUAACUUGGUUAACAAUAACAGAAAUCAGCAACAAUUAGCAUUGCAUCAAAAUUUGAUAAAUCAAGUUACACCUCAUCAAAAUUUACAGCACCAACAAUAUAUAAAUGAUAACACUUUAUCCAAUCAAUAUCAACUGCAAUACGCUUAUAAUAACGCCAAUACUUCACACUCUUCAUCACUUUUGCAGAGCAAGGAAAUAUCGGUCAAUAAAGUUAACUACAACAACGGUAAACCUGUUAAUCCAUCUAACACUAACAACAAUCUUGUCAUGGCUAUGCUCUCUUCCUCUCAAUUCGCUUCACUUCCCAAAACUAACAACCAUAUGAAUAUGGGCAACAAUCAAAACAACAAUUUGAUGAACAUUAACGAGGCUCAAAUGCGUAAUAAUAUGAUGCAAACACCUACUAAUUCAUUGACAUCCCCAAAUCCUAAUAAUAGCAACUUAAAUUAUCCCAUUGUGAAUGCAAACACAGUGGUUGCUUCAAAUCAAAUGUCUAAUUACCCUUAUGGCAUUGGUUAUCCACAAUAUUGGUACAAUACUGCUAUGCCUGCUCAAUAUUUAUCACAUCAGGAUAUUACUCAUCAAGGUUGGUCUCCUAUAUCAGCCAUUCCACAGCCUAAUAAUUAUAUAAAUCCUUGUCCUACACCUUUGUCUAAUAUUAUGGCGCCAGUGUCUACAUUUUCAUGAUCGAUAUAAGGAUUCACUCAACAUGAUUAUGCAUACAAAAUUUACUACAAAUCCAGUCAGCCUUUAUUACUUUGAAAUUAAAAUUUGUUAUGAAAGUCGCAUUGACGAGAUUUUAUUUUAUUCCGUCUAAUUUUUUAAUAUAUAUACUAUAUUAAUUAACUUGUAAUAUAUUAUACAUAUAUGGAAUAUGAUUUGCGAUUUUUGUAAUAAACAAUAUACUGAAGAACCCGGUAUUGCAUGCAAUAUCAAA